Messenger RNA from Cylicostephanus goldi, 549 nucleotides. The record is from the annotation of a GenBank genome assembly. Lineage: Eukaryota; Metazoa; Nematoda; Chromadorea; Rhabditida; Strongylidae.
AUGCUUGAGCGAGAAGAAGGCUUGAGUGAGGAGGAGAAGAAAGAGGCGGAGCUGUGGUUUGCGAAGGAACAGUACAAAGAGUCAUUCGAUCUCGCAUAUCCCGAAGCGCCAUUAUUCAACCCAGAUGGUGAUGGAUCCCGUCUAGGGCCACCUAGAUUUCCGAGACCACAUUUUGGGAUGCCUUUCCCGUCUCAAUUUAUGACUGGCAACGUUCCACCGCUUCGUUCAACACCCAUGCCGCAUCUUCUGGAUCGCAUACCUAAACCGGCUCCCAACGGUGCCCCUGUUUAUCCGAUGGGAUUGGUCCCGAAUAGUUCUGCAUAUGGAGAGAAUGGAGGAAUGUAAAUAUGGCCGAUGGGCCCCGCCGAGUUCUACCGUUUCCUGGUGCUUCUGUUGCCUUUGAACCAGCAGCAAAUCACAGAGGCAGCGUUCAACUCAUCAGAACAGAUAGAGGCAAAUUUGAGUCUACCAGUAGUGUCGAAUCCAUCUGAGCGGCAAAAUGUACCGGCGAAUACGCAGGUGAUGCUUAUCCGCAGCGGUGACGGUAUA